AGAGGGCGGGCUUGGGCAAGCAUGGCGGGGCAGCGCCUCCUCGUACCCCGGCUGGAGGGCGUUUCGCGGGAGCAGUUCAUGCAACACCUCUACCCACAGAGAAAACCUCUUGUGUUGGAAGGGAUUGAUUUGGGGGCCUGUACAAGCAAGUGGACGGUGGAUUACCUAAGCCAAGCUGGAGGGAAGAAAGAAGUAAAGAUUCAUGUUGCUGCAGUUGCACAGAUGGACUUCAUUAGUAAGAACUUUAUAUAUAGAACAUUACCUUUUGAUGAGUUAGUUCAGAGGGCAGCUGAAGAAAAGCAUAAAGAAUUCUUUAUUUCAGAGGAUGAGAAAUACUACUUACGGUCACUUGGAGAAGACCCUAGAAAGGAUGUGGCAGAUAUCAGAAAGCAGUUUCCUUUGUUGGAAGGAGACAUUAAGUUUCCAAAAUUCUUCAAAGAGGAGCAGUUCUUUUCCAGUGUUUUUCGGAUUAGUUCACCAGGAUUACAACUUUGGACUCACUAUGAUGUAUGCUUAUCAUUAUGGUUCCAUAAUGUAAUUUCUGAAGAGUUUGGAGUGGGAGUGAAUAUCUUUUGGAAGCACCUUCCAUCUGAAUGCUAUGAUAAAACAGAUACCUAUGGAAACAAAGAUCCUGUAGCAGCAUCAAGAGCUGCACAAAUUUUGGACAGAGCCUUAAGAACACUGGCUGAAUUGCCAGAGGAGUACAGGGACUUCUAUGCAAGGCAAAUGGUCUUACACAUUCAAGAGAAAGCCUACAGCAAGAACUUUGAGUAAAUGAUUAAGUGAGUGCAAUGCAUAUAAACAUUUUAAUAAAAUUUGGCUCUAAUAUUGGAAAAGGAUAACAAGAUAUAAAUUUUUAAAGAUUCAUUCUUUGUUAAAAUAGGAAAGA
Otolemur garnettii (small-eared galago) is the source of this 889-nucleotide messenger RNA. RefSeq names its product tRNA-yW synthesizing protein 5 (gene TYW5). Gene Ontology annotation, biological process: wybutosine biosynthetic process. Gene Ontology annotation, molecular function: 2-oxoglutarate-dependent dioxygenase activity; tRNA binding. The record is from RefSeq and is a predicted model, not a curated record. Bases 22 to 774 code for a protein of 250 amino acids. The transcript has 6 exons. Lineage: Eukaryota; Metazoa; Chordata; Mammalia; Primates; Galagidae.